Messenger RNA from Pieris macdunnoughi, 504 nucleotides. NCBI's taxonomy places the organism in Eukaryota, Metazoa, Arthropoda, Insecta, Lepidoptera, Pieridae. The record is from the annotation of a GenBank genome assembly.
AUGAUGAGCGAUGACGAUCGCGACAUCGAUAUCGAAAGUGAUGCUGAAAAUGAUUCUGAUUCUCGUCCAAAUCCACGCAAUGGAUUAAGUGGCUACUAUUCUCAGGCGGAAAAAAGAGCCCAUCAUAAUGCUUUGGAGCGUAAAAGAAGAGAUCAUAUAAAAGACAGUUUUACAUCAUUAAGAGAUUCCGUACCUGCAUUGCAAGGAGAGAAAGUAGCAAGUCGAGCACAAAUAUUAAAGAAGGCAGCAGAAUAUAUCCAGUUCAUGAGAAGAAAAAACAAUUCACAUCAACAAGAUAUUGAUGACCUCAAAAGGCAAAAUAAUAUAUUAGAAACACAGAUCAGAGCAUUGGAAAAGGCUCGAGCGACCGGAAACUACAUGGACGCACACGAGCUCGGUCUCGGCAUCAAGUCCGAGGACAGCUCCCACGACACCGACAGCUCGGACGGAGAGGGCACCACGCGGCGCGUCAAGAAGCUGAAGAUCAACGGGGUCAACGUCUGA